CUGAAGAACCUUAUUGAUCCUGUGACAAAAAUUGGGAAAUUUAUCUGUAAGGGAGUGAGGUAACAAAUAUAUUUUUAAAAGUUAAGGGUAGUGCUUUAAUUUUUUUUUUUUACCCAUAAAACAUUACAAUGAUAUGUCAGGAAACUUUAUUCUCUAAAUGUGGGGAAGUCCAAGAACUGGAAACUUGGGCAGAGGGAGGUUUAAGCUCUGUCUUAAAUAGGCACUUUUGCACGCAGUGCAAGGCAGAGUCCGUGAACGGGGUCUUAGUGGGCUGACAGAUACUGACCUUUGCAUGUCUUACAUAUGGCUUAGAGCCCCCGCCACUUUUAGAUCUAUGCUAAAAGUUCUUGAGGUCCAGAAGAGCAAAAUAGAAUAGCCAUAAAAAUAGAACAAGGUGCAGCUCACUGAUGCAAAACUUCUCCUUGCCUGUUUCUGAGAGCUGCAAAUGCUGUACGCCAGGGUUGCUAUCAGGAGACCAGCAAGGGAUUGAGAUGGGGAAUAGGAAGACUUGGCUUAUGAGCAGAGCUGCAUCCUUACGUCUGCUGGACCUGAGAUGGGUCUGACCAUCACUGCCUUAGCUGCAGGGGUUGUCUGACAGAUAUCAAGGCUAGGAGUGAAAUCAUACAUUUUUAGCUAUCGCAUCAGGCACAAGGGUUGGCCUUAAAUAGGUGGUCCAGCCUUGCUGCUUGCAUGCAUCCAUUCAUGGAUGGGGUGAUGACAUUGUGAGAGAGACCAUGCUAUAUCACCAAGGAGAUGUAUGUGUGGUAGUUUUGUCCCAUUCUGUCUAUGUUUCUGCCUAAUUCUACUUGCGAGGCGCAACUGUCAUCAGGCACAGAGAAUAACUUCCAGGCCUCAGCAUCCCAAUGCAAAUUCCCAGGAGCAGCCCCUCCCUUCCAAGCAGGGAACAAGAACUUACGAUUUCUUUUCCCUCUUGCAUAGUCUUAACACCGUUUUUAUUUUAACCUGGUGAGUUUGCAUUGGAGGAUAGUAUGGUGCCGGAGUGGCAUUAAGCUUCGCUGAGAAAUUUCCUAGGUGCUCUAUAUCAUUUCUGUCUUCUAGGAAAUUAGGAUGUGUGGUCAAGUGCCCAAGGAGGGUCUGUGAGGACAGUGAAGCAGACCUGGAUGGCCAUUGAUCCACAUUGGUCUCUCUGCAUCAUCAGUCCACAUUCGUGCAUAGUUGGCGUGGGUGGUCAUAUGGCCAGUCUUCGUCCUGAGUGGUACCCCACUCCAAUACUUCCUGUUCGUUUCCUGAUUUCAUUUCCUCCACCUUUGAUUGCGCUCGAUCUUUUAUGGUAAAGGAAGGAGGGUGUUGAGGUCUCUGAGCAUUGGGAUCUGGAAGGGCAGCCAUAAAUAAAAGUUGGUCUAGUUGAGUUAAAGUCAUAGAGCGCGCUGGUGUCUGUUCCCCCCCCCCCACCUCUCUGGGAGGUGUGAUAUACCUUAGUAUCCCUCUGUUCAUUUGUCUCACGCUGUGAGGUUCAGUGGCAAGGUUCUGAAAUCCAGCUGACGUUUAUUUGCUUUUAAGAUUGUGAAGGAUCUGGCCAGAAAUCAGCUUCGUUUUUGUUUCUGUUUUUGUUUUGUUUUUUUUUUUCCGUUGUUGGUUAUAAAACAAUUUGGCGUCGGCUCUUUAUAAAUAUCGGCUCUUUAUAAAUAUCAUAAACCGAGCAUUUAUACAUGUCUUUGGGGUCAAUAAGAAAGAGGAAAUACCAAGCAAGCAGCUAGAUGCCACACGGGAUUUCCAAAACUACUUGCUGCCUUUGCAGCAUCGAGAAAGGGGAUGUUCGAAUGACCUGAAUCUAGACGUGAGUCAAGAGGGAGGAUUGAAUGGUGGGGGUCUUCAGUGAGCCUAGACUUGGGACUCUGAUGAGUGACAUCAGAGGGAUGUGAGGUUGGCUGUGUGAAGCAGUACCUGUCGCUGAGAGACAGACUUGGAUCACUGACAAGCAUUACUGAAAGCAUGGGUUAUUCCCCUCCUCCUCAGUACCCACGCUCCGCCUUCCUUCUCUUGUUUAGACUAAUCUUUAAAAGUGAUGUAACUUAAAACAGUCCAGUGUGAGUUAAUCUUCAGGGCCAGCUAGUAUCCUGGGAGUCGAGGUGACUAAGAUCUUUUACCUACAGAUUAGAGUAAUGACAAGAUCAAACACUGGGGUUUCCUGCCGGCAGGUAUAUGGGAGCAGUGUAAAAGGCAGGCUAACGGAAUGGGCUUUUCCCCUUCCUCUUCAGGCCUUGUCGAGGACCAUGGCUGAACAACUUCUUCCUCAGGCUUUGUAUUUGAGCAAUAUGAGGAAAGCGGUGAAGAUACGAGAGAGAACCCCAGAAGACAUUUUCAAGCCUAGCAAUGGGAUCAUCCACCAUUUUAAAACCAUGCACCGGUACACACUGGAGAUGUUCAGAACGUGUCAGUUUUGCCCACAGUUUCGAGAGAUCAUCCACAAAGCACUUAUUGACAGAAGCGUCCAGGCUUCUCUGGAAAGCCAAAAGAAGCUCAACUGGUGUCGUGAAGUCAGGAAGCUCGUGGCUCUGAAAACCAACGGUGAUGGAAACUGCCUCAUGCAUGCAGCCUGUCAGUAUAUGUGGGGUGUCCAGGAUACUGACUUGGUCCUGAGGAAGGCCCUCUGCAGCACCCUUAAGGAGACAGACACUCGGAAUUUUAAGUUCCGCUGGCAGCUGGAGUCGCUGAAAUCUCAGGAAUUUGUGGAGACGGGACUUUGCUACGACACUCGGAACUGGAAUGACGAAUGGGACAACUUGGUCAAAAUGGCCUCAGCAGACACACCAGCAGCCCGGAGUGGACUUCAGUACAAUUCUCUGGAAGAAAUCCACAUAUUUGUCCUCAGCAACAUCCUCAGAAGACCCAUCAUUGUCAUCUCAGACAAAAUGCUAAGAAGUUUGGAAUCAGGUUCCAAUUUUGCUCCUUUGAAAGUGGGUGGGAUCUACCUGCCUCUCCACUGGCCUGCGCAGGAAUGUUACAGAUAUCCCAUCGUCCUUGGCUACGACAGUCAGCACUUUGUACCCCUGGUGACCCUGAAGGACAGUGGCCCUGAAAUUCGAGCUGUUCCACUUGUUAACAGAGAGCGGGGUAGGUUUGAAGACUUGAAGGUUCACUUUUUGACAGACCCUGAACAUGAGAUGAAGGAAAAGCUUCUCAAGGAGUACUUGAUGGUGCUGGAGAUCCCGGUGCAAGGCUGGGACCACGGCACGACUCACCUGAUCAAUGCUGCCAAGUUAGAUGAAGCUAAUCUACCCAAAGAAAUAAAUCUGGUAGACGACUACUUCGAGCUUGUUCAGCACGAAUACAAGAAGUGGCAAGAAAACGGCGAUCAGGGCAGGAGAGGGGCGCAUGCGCAGAACCCUUUGGAGGCUUCCACACCCCAGCUAUCACUCAUGGAUAUAAAAUGUGAGACGCCCAACUGUCCUUUCUUCAUGUCCGUCAACACUCAGCCUUUAUGCCACGAGUGCUCCGAGAGGCGUCAAAAGAACCAGAGCAAACUCCCAAAGCUGAACUCGAAGCUGGGCCCUGAGGGAGGACUCCCAGCGGUGGGACUUGGCUCCUCGAACUGGAACCCCGAGGAAACAGCUGGAGGCCCCCAUUCGGCCCCACCCACGGCCCCCAGCCUUUUCCUGUUCAGUGAGACCACUGCAAUGAAGUGCAGGAGCCCCGGGUGCCCUUUCACGCUGAACGUGCAACACAACGGAUUCUGUGAGCGUUGUCACAAUGCGCGGCAGAUGAGCGCCAGCCACACCGCAGACCCCGGUAAGUGCCAAGCCUGCCUUCAGGAUGUCACUCGGACGUUUAACGGCAUCUGUAGUACCUGUUUCAAAAGGACUACGGCAGAGCCCACCUCCAGCCUCACUUCCAGUGUCCCUCCCUCCUGUCACCAGCGCUCCAAGUCUGACCCCUCACAACUCAUCCAAAGUCUCACCCCACACUCUUGCCACCGAACUGGAAAUGCCGUCCCCUCUGGCUACCUUUCCCAGACAUCACGGACUCCAGCAGACAGAACUGGGACAAGCAAGUGCAGAAAAGCUGGCUGCAUGUAUUUUGGGACUCCGGAAAACAAGGGCUUUUGCACGCUAUGUUUCAUCGAAUACAGAGAAAAUAAACAGUCUGUCACCGCCUCUGGGAAAGCCGCUUCCUCGGCCCCCAGAUUCCAGAACAACAUCCCGUGCCUGGGCAGGGAGUGUGGCACCCUGGGAAGCACCAUGUUUGAAGGGUACUGUCAGAAGUGUUUCAUUGAAGCUCAGAACCAGAGAUUUCAUGAAGCCAAAAGGCCUGAAGAACAACUGAGAUCAAGCCAGCGUAGAGAAAUGCCUCGAACCACACAGGGAGCCUCAAGGCCGAAGUGUGCCCGGGCCUCUUGCAAGAACAUCCUGGCUUGUCGCAGUGAGGAACUCUGUAUGGAGUGCCAGCACCUAAGCCAGCGAAUAGCUUCUUUGGCCCACCGGGGUGAGCCCACUCCUGAAGAGCCCCCUAAGCAGCGCUGCCGGGCCCCUGCUUGCGAUCACUUUGGCAAUGCCAAGUGUAAUGGUUACUGCAAUGAGUGCUACCAGUUCAAGCAGAUGUACGGCUAAGUGCGGACACAUUGAUUGGUCCCGGAAGAAGGGGGCCUCAAACUGCCAGCCAGAGUGGUGCUGUCGUCCAGACCCCUGAGUGCCACGGGAAGGGUGGGCCCUGGGACAGUGGCUUCAAGUGUCUUUGAGCAAAGUAGACCAGAUAAGCUCUUCCCUCAUCAUGGCCAUGGCCGUCCGGUUGGUAACCAAGACUGUGUCCUGGUGGGCUGAGAGUAGACCUGGUUACCGGCAGUGCAUGAGGUCGGGUUCAGUCUGAAGCUGUCGCUGCUCCACCUACCAGGAGGCUGGGGAGAUCUUCAAUGCAAGCGAAGACUGGCAGCGGUUCCUGAGCCUGGCUGCCAGGAAACAGGAAGAAAGGAAGGUGGGCUGGCGACUGGGACUAUCCUGCUGUCCCCUGGAAGCUUUUCUCGGAGAGCCAAAGCUAAAUUCCAGAGCACCGAGGCCCUCCUCCGCAAGAUGCUAGGGGAAGCUCAGGGAAAACGGACAUCGGCAGAGCGCAUCUGUGGCCACUGGGCUUCCCUACCUGCCAACAUGGCUCCCAAGGUUCUGCAGGAAAACAGAGCCACACACAGACUGUGAUCCUGAGGCUGCUGCUGAAAUGAGACAUGUGCACAUGGAGACACAACGAGCUGCUCUUGACUGUAUGCACCUUCUAGACAGUAGACCGUCUUAGUGGGAAGACAAACCAGCGUUGGUCAUUGUUGUCCUCCAGUCCGAAGAGAGUAGUUUGGACUGAGGUGUGUAUCAGAGUGUGUACAAAUGUAAUAUACCCUUAUAUUAUGUAUGAGGGAUUUUUAAGACAUUGAAAUGGUGCCCUAGAGGUAGACUGAAUAAUAAUAACCUAUUUUCUGGUUGUUGUCAGGUUGCCCCUGACAGCUUGUUAUGUGAAUUCAACAAGCUGCCUUCUUAAAGGGAGCCUUCAUUCUGCCUUAUUUAUUUUGAACUUCAGAAUUAUUUAAAUGAAGAGUCCCUUCCACAGUAUUCUCUUGAAAUAACAUAUUUGCUUUUCACCAUGUCCCGGGAACCCGGCGAGUUCCUGGCCCCAGAGUGUGGUGGGGUGAUUGUCUUCUCUCUACUUGUUGCCUCCCUAGGAAAGAAGGGGUUGCUUUCUGAACAAAGCCUGUAGAAUCUGAUGCUUCUUAUGACUCCCUGGCUGCACAAGAAGAAAACGUUCUGUCUUCCAUAGAUGUUUCUAAGUAUCCUACCUCUUUGAAGAAAAAUAGGAAUGGAGUGAGGUGACAGUGGGACAGGACACAGAAAUAUGUGUCCUUUCACGACCUUUGCUUACUAUGUAAAUGCUGUGCCCCUUGGGUACCGGAUCGGAACAUUGAGAUAGCAAAGCCAGUAGCCAUGAGGAUGAGGAGGUUUCUGCCAUUGGCUCGCAGCUUCUCUGUGUGCUUUGGACUUGCGCAGGAGGGAAAUGCAGCUGUGCAGGGGUCAAGGCUGACAUCUGGGGUCUGGCCCAGCACCUGACGAUACUUGUGAUGUCGAGCUCUACCUAGCCUUUUCUCUUCAUAUCUGCUGCGUGUCCUUCCCUGACGUACAUCUUUGUCCUUCUUCCCCAAAGAUGUCAAAUACAAUGCAUCUUCAUCUAGUUCUUUCAGAGUUAAUAGCCUAUUAUUUUGUGUUUAUUUGAUAUUUUCAUUGUUAAUGUGAAAUCAUGAAAUUAUUUAUACUUAUUAUAGAAAGUAUGUGAAAUUUGCACAGUUGUCUUUCAAAGUAUGGGGUCUACCUUUUUCGGACUUCAGAUUACCUUGAACUGUAACUUCACAAAAGUCAAUAUUAAAAGAAUAAAUUAUUUAAGAACAAA
Molecule: messenger RNA, 6378 nt
Organism: Rattus norvegicus (Norway rat)
Lineage: Eukaryota; Metazoa; Chordata; Mammalia; Rodentia; Muridae
Gene: Tnfaip3
Product: TNF alpha induced protein 3
Biological process (GO): B-1 B cell homeostasis; negative regulation of cytoplasmic pattern recognition receptor signaling pathway; positive regulation of protein catabolic process
Cellular component (GO): cytoplasm; lysosome; nucleus
Molecular function (GO): cysteine-type deubiquitinase activity; ubiquitin binding; ubiquitin-protein transferase activity
Source: RefSeq, a predicted model, not a curated record